Caenorhabditis remanei is the source of this 864-nucleotide messenger RNA. RefSeq lists its product as uncharacterized. The coding region runs from base 1 to 864 and encodes 287 amino acids. The transcript is spliced from 5 exons. The record is from RefSeq and is a predicted model, not a curated record. Lineage: Eukaryota; Metazoa; Nematoda; Chromadorea; Rhabditida; Rhabditidae.
AUGGUGGCGUUGGCUUCGGUCCUCCUGCCUGUUGCAUUGGAGCUCCACGGCCCCGCCCGGCUCCCAUUAAUGGCUGUGGACCUGAGCCGCCCUGAGAUCUGGAAUUGUAUUCGUCCUGGAGGUUGGUCAGAAUGGUCGAAAUGGUCAAAAUGUAGAGAAGGAGUCCGAAAAAGAAGAAGAAACUGUAAUAAUCCAUUGCCAAUCGCAACAAUUUGUUACGGUUCAAAAAUUGAAAAACAGAAGUGUGCGGUUUCAUCGAAUAUUCCUGAAUACCUGUUUGGAGAAUGGACCUCAUGGAAUCCAUGGUCUCGAUGCGAUUGUAACAGUAAUCAACGGCUACGAUCUAGGCACUGCAAAGGAAAUUCUUGUGAAGGUUGUGAUAAACAGUAUGAAGAUUGCCUCCCAGGUUCGUGUCCAGUGAGCAAGAAAUGGUCGUCUUGGACAGAUUGGGUGGAUUACGGAAUUGAGCAAGUUAGAUAUUCUGCAUGGUGUUCCUCUUCAAACGUGGCAAAUGUGGAUGUUGGAUUCAGAACAGAGGUCCAAGAAUCAAAUAAACACGCUGAGUGGUCCGAAUGGAAUAUGCAUCCAGGAGUCACCUAUCGUUAUCGUAUACUUCGAAACUCGAGUAUUUCCAUUGAGCAUCAUCUUCUUUCAAGAUCCACGUCGUCCUGCCUUCCUCUAUACUUUGCAAUUCCUAUUUUUUGUUUUUCUAUUUUGACGGGUUUCAUACUUCAAAACAUAAUUUUGUGUGUUGUCAAUAGAUGUCAACGAAAAUUCUCGAAGUUGACUUAUUCGUACGAUUCCGAUCCACGUGACUAUCCAUCUCACUUGAUUCGUUCUCCGAAAGAUGAGAGUUUUUGGUAA